CACACGGCUUGCGUAAAGGGAAACGAGUCAGUUAAUCGAUCCAUGCGACGCCAUUGAUGCCAUUUUGCGUUCAGUGUCGUCCCGGACAGUGAGAUACGAGUUUUGUGUGUUUUCUUAAUAAUAAGCGAAUAUCUUGAUUGAUUUUAAGAUAUCGGAGGCUAGGGCCACUCUCCCUGGCCCUUUCAGAUUUAUUGAAAAUGGUGAAAAUGGAGCACGAGGAAAAGAACGAGCCCGAGCACGUGAGGAAAUUGUUCAUCGGUGGGUUGGACUAUAGGACAACGGACGAGUCGUUGAAGAAACACUUCGAGAAAUGGGGGGAGAUCGUAGACGUGGUGGUAAUGAAGGAUCCGAAGACGAAACGAUCCAGGGGAUUUGGAUUCAUAACAUACUCCCGCGCACACAUGGUGGACGAUGCCCAAAAUGCAAGACCUCACAAAGUGGACGGCCGCGUGGUGGAACCCAAGAGAGCUGUACCUCGACAGGAGAUUGGUAGACCCGAGGCCGGGGCCACGGUGAAGAAACUGUUUGUGGGCGGCUUGAAGGACGAUCACGAAGAGGAGGAUCUCAGGCAGUAUUUCCAGAGUUACGGUAGUAUAAAUUCGAUCAGUAUAGUCACCGACAAGGAGACUGGGAAGAAACGUGGCUUCGGUUUUGUCGAGUUUAACGACUAUGACCCAGUGGACAAGAUUUGCUUGCAAAGAAAUCAUCAGAUAGGCGGGAAGCACGUUGAUGUCAAGAAAGCGUUGAGUAAAGCAGAAAUGGCUUCUGCUACUGGCGGCGGCCAGCAGAGUGGAGGAAGCAGAGGUGGCCAGAACGUAGGAGGCCGAGGAGGUCCUAGGGGUGGCAAUCAAGGAGGGGGCAACUGGGGUAAUCGUGGCGGCGGUGGUGGUGGCGGUGGCGGCGGUGGCGGCGGCGGUGACUGGAACAACGGUGGCAACCAGGGCGGUUACGGUGGUGGCAAUCAAGGUGGCUGGGGUGGCAAUGGGCCGUGGGAGAAUCAGAACCAGGGUGGCGGCGGCGGCGGUGGCGGUUGGGGUGGACAAGGUGGUCAGGGCGGAUACAACAGCGGUGGCAACUGGAGUAACGACAACUUCGGAGGCGGUUAUCAACAAGGCUACGGCGGCGGUCCUGUGAGGAACAACUUCAACAGCGGCGGACGAGCGGCGCCCUAUGGUAUUAAUAUGGGUGGUGGCGGCGGUCCUAGUGGCCGCCAGUCCGGGGACUCGAGAUGGCUACCGCCCUUCGGUGGACAAGGACCUAUGGGCGGCGGUAACUCUGGCGGGGGUAACUCUGGAGGUGGAUACGGGAACCAGGGUGGUUACGGGGGGAGUUCGAUCGGCGGUGGAAACAUGGGAGGUGGUGGCGGAGGUGGAAGGAGAUACUAAAAGAACCAAGAGGACACACAUUAAAUUCUCGGCCCUUUCCGCACAUGGUGAACACACACUACUACUUCUACUCUCUACUACUACUACUACUACUACUACUACUACUACUACUACUACUACUUGAAUCCUCAUAGUCGUCCGAGUAGUACUUCUUUCAAGUAGUACUACCGUUUAGAGAGAGAGAGAGAGAGAGAGAGAGAGAGAAAAAGGCAGGCAGAGACAGUCAGGCAGAGUCAGACAAAGAGAAAAAGGCAGUCAGGAAGUAAGGCAGUCAGACAGAGAGAAAGAGAAAAAAAUGAAGGGCAAUCAAAGAAAGACAGGCAGUCAGAGAGAGGGAGAGAGAGAGAAAGGGGCAAAAAGACAGACAGUCAGGGCACUAUAAUGACUACUAUUAGGAGAAAGAACAAGAAAACCAGGCAGGAUUCAGGAUCAAUCGAAUCGUAUCAGGAUAUACAGUGAAAGUGAAAGUGAAGCGUCUCCGCAUCUUUACGUAUG
Ceratina calcarata is the source of this 1880-nucleotide messenger RNA. RefSeq names its product Heterogeneous nuclear ribonucleoprotein at 87F (gene Hrb87F). NCBI's taxonomy places the organism in Eukaryota, Metazoa, Arthropoda, Insecta, Hymenoptera, Apidae. Gene Ontology annotation, biological process: mRNA splicing, via spliceosome. Gene Ontology annotation, molecular function: mRNA 3'-UTR binding. Gene Ontology annotation, cellular component: catalytic step 2 spliceosome. Bases 198 to 1385 code for a protein of 395 amino acids. The record is from RefSeq and is a predicted model, not a curated record. The transcript is spliced from 7 exons.